Messenger RNA from Dioscorea cayenensis subsp. rotundata (Guinea yam), 1463 nucleotides. RefSeq lists its product as uncharacterized. Gene Ontology annotation, cellular component: membrane. Gene Ontology annotation, biological process: lipid metabolic process. The transcript is spliced from 10 exons. Bases 102 to 986 code for a protein of 294 amino acids. NCBI's taxonomy places the organism in Eukaryota, Viridiplantae, Streptophyta, Magnoliopsida, Dioscoreales, Dioscoreaceae. Gene Ontology annotation, molecular function: oxidoreductase activity, acting on the CH-CH group of donors. The record is from RefSeq and is a predicted model, not a curated record.
ACGCUUUGCCAAUCCCAACCACUAACUCCUUUGUGUAUUAACCAACCUCUUCUCUUUGGAUUUCCAGAUUACAAACCAAACAUAGUACAUACUGAAAACCAAUGGGAGGAACCCUUCUUGAUUCCCAUUUCCUUGCCUUCACUGCUCUUGUCACUGUAGGAUAUCAGUUGGUGUUCUUCAUUAUAACUGCUCUGCUCAAGUUUGAUAAGGUCACUGAUUUUGCUGGUAGCACAAACUUCAUUAUACUUAGUAUAUUGACGCUCGCUAUCAAAGGAACAUGGCAUUUCAGACAGAUUGUCCUGACUGUGCUUGUUGUUAUAUGGGGAUUUCGUCUUGGAUUGUUUUUAUUAAUGAGAAUCUUGCAAUGGGGAGAGGACCGCCGAUUCGAUGAAAUGCGUAAUAAUUUGGGAAAAUUGGCAGUUUUUUGGAUGUUCCAGGCUGUGUGGGUCUGGACUGUGAGCUUGCCUGUCACGGUUGUCAAUGCUAGCAAUAGAAACCCAUCCGUGCAAGCUCGAGACAUUAUCGGGUGGAUAAUGUGGUCCAUUGGUAUAACCAUUGAAGCCACUGCUGAUCAGCAGAAGCUUAUCUUCAAAAACUCUCCGGUAAACAAGGGAAAAUGGUGCAAUGUAGGAGUUUGGAGAUAUUGUCGCCAUCCAAAUUACUUCGGAGAAAUUCUUCUUUGGUGGGGAAUAUUUGUGGCAUCGACUCCGGUUUUACAUGGUGCUGAAUGGCUUGUAAUAUUUGGACCCGUAUUUCUUACGCUUUUACUACUUUUUGUUAGCGGUGUGCCACUUCUUGAGGAAUCAGCAGACAAGCGAUACGGUGGUAUAGAAGAGUAUCGGUUAUACAAGAAUACGACAAGUCCUCUUGUUCCAUUACCACCAGCUAUAUAUGAAGGAUUGCCGUUAUGGUUCAAAAGAGUUUUCCUUUUCGAGUUUCCGCUUUACAGCCGAAACCUCGGAGCCUCAUAUGGAUUGACUUCUUGAAAAAUAAAACCUUUUUAAAGUUUUCCAUGAGUUCUUCUUGUGUAAGUACUUUUCUAAAUAAGCUUUAACAUUUAUCAUUUCGGGCAAGUUAUCGUAGGAACACUUCAUCUGUUGCUAACCUCGGAAGGCAUUUUUGACAGUGGAAAACAUAACCCAAGCACUUCUAAGAUCAUUUAUCAUUGAAACUUUAUAAACUGAUAUCUUCAGAAGAAACGGCAUUUUUAUUGCUUUUUUACAGUGUUUCUCUGCCAAUCAAUUGAAACACGAAAAAUCAAGCUAAAAGUGCUUAACUGCUUCUCACCUAGAAAUAAAUUGAAGAUGAUCCAAACAGGCCUUUAAUCUUGUGGUUUUCAGAUUGAUUACUAGCAUAUUGUAGUUUUAAAUGACCGACUUGUCUAAUGAAUACCUGUUGUAGCUUUGCAUAGACAGUAAAUGAAAUACAUAAUGGUUGUUUCCGUGAUCUAAAUUACACUCUGU